Tachysurus fulvidraco (yellow catfish) is the source of this 2600-nucleotide messenger RNA. RefSeq lists its product as uncharacterized. NCBI's taxonomy places the organism in Eukaryota, Metazoa, Chordata, Actinopteri, Siluriformes, Bagridae. The transcript has a single exon. Bases 43 to 2496 code for a protein of 817 amino acids. Gene Ontology annotation, molecular function: protein binding; translation repressor activity; ubiquitin protein ligase activity. The record is from RefSeq and is a predicted model, not a curated record. Gene Ontology annotation, biological process: proteasome-mediated ubiquitin-dependent protein catabolic process; protein polyubiquitination; negative regulation of translation.
UGAAGUGUUGGACCUCUUAACGAAAGUCAACAAACUCUCAUAAUGAUGUUACUUGGAUCACAUUUCAAUAGUAAACCUCCUGGGACAAUAUCUCAUCAAGUAUACAGCUCCUCUGAACCCCUAAACUCCCAGCCUACAUGGAUAACGCAGGCCUUGUGUGACCUAGCACAAGGUGAGAAAGAACUCCGCCGACUUACAGAGAAACAAACAGCUGAAGUGGAUGAAGUGAACCAGAUCCUCGAUUCUGCAAUUUUUGGUGCCCAGAAAAAAGAGCGCCAUCUGCUGGAGAAGGUGGAGAAAGCCCAUCGGGAAGCUCAACAGAGACUGCAACAGCUCAAAAGAGAAAAUGCAGCAGCAGCUCGAGUCGGACAAUCCUUAGUUGAUCGUCAGCUGCAAAAGAUGAGUCAGCUUAAGGAACAAAUUCUUAUGUGGAGUAGAUCCCCCACAGGUCCCAACAAAAAUCAGUUGCUGAUGGGAGUUAAAGAAUUAAUGCAACCAUGGGAGAUCUCUGUUUCCCUGAAAAGAGUCACUUUCCAGCCCAGUCCUGAGUCAAAUGUUAUUCAGUUUGGGGAGAUUAAUGUCUAUGAGGACAGCUUGACAUUUCCAGUUGGAGUCUGUGGACCAGAAGGGCAAAAAUGUGCUCUCCACACUGGACAGAUGACACUUGACAAUCAUGUGGCUGUAUCAGAACAGCUUUGUGCGCCAUAUAAUAGUGGAGGAAAGAACGAGUCGUUAAAGACAAACAGCGGAAGUAGCCGUGUUGUCAGAAAGAUUCGCUUAUCAACAGCUAAAGAUGAUGUGUCAGGUAAUAAGAUAAAGAUGCCCAGACCAAAAACAUUUAAGGUUUGGCCACGUAAGCAGGAUAACUCAGAAUCCUCUCAGGAUGAGGACUCACGUGAAGAAGACACGUUGUUUCUUGCAUUUAAUACAGUGUCAAGCCAAGGAGAAGUGGGAGCAGGAAGCCCUGUAUCUGAACAAGGUGAAAUCAAAAGCCAUUCGUUUUCCAAAGGCCAAUGGAAACAAAGUGUCCUUGUUCCAGUUUCAAGCCAAGAGCCAUCCUGUCCACCAGAAGAAUGUAGACCUGAGGACUGUGGUCAAUGCUUUGGAUUCCAAAGAGAAAUUUCACCUCCUAUGACAUCUUUUCCAGGACAUACAUCAAGUUAUAGCUGUGUGGACCUCUCUUGCAAAGACCAAACUCAGUAUGGUCAAAGAUUUGGUGGACCAAGACGAUCUCCUUCCCCAGCAGACAGCAUGGACUCCAGUUACACGUACACUGUCAGGUCUGCCAGUAGCCACAGUGGCUCCCUAAAAGGAGAAAACCAAAAUUUUUUCUCCACUUCUGACAUAUCUGCUAGGGGUCGCCAUUUAAAUAAUGGAAAAGACAAAAUUCAGAAGAAGUCCAAUAAGAACAAUUUAUCUAGGCCUCACGAUCAAGGUCUUAAAAGAUCUGAAACACUGGAUUUAAAAGACCAAAAAUUUAAAUACAGCUGUGAGGGGUCCAAACAGGUAUCUCGGUCUUUGUCUAUGUCUGAAAUAGAAGGAAAAGCAAGAGGAACCAAAUCUGAACAUAUUGGAGAUAGGAGUAGAAAAGAUCGAGGAGGCUCAGGCCUGGCAAAGUCUGUGGAAGGUGGACGAACACUAAGAGUCGGACUUCUGGUAAAGAAAUUUGGUAAGCAGGGGUCAGGACGCACCGACUUUACUUUGCCGAGUGGAAUUCACACCACAGCUCAAGGUCAGCUGUUUGUAGUGGACUGUGGAAAUGUUCGUGUGCAGGUAACAGACCUACAGAAGAACAUUGUGCAGCAGGUGACUUUACCAGCAGCUGACUCUACCUCUCGACACUGUCGGAAUUUUUUUGAUGUUGCUGCUAACUCUAAGGGCUUGAUAGCGUUGACAUGUGCUGCAGAACGUGCUGUGCUGGUCUUUAGCCGCCAUGGUCGACUCUUGCAGACCUAUGGCUGUUCUGGUACUCAACAAGACUUUGAGGCUCCAAGAGGUGUCACUGUGACAAGGCAAGAUGAGUUUCUAGUUGCUGAUAUUCGGCGUGGCACUUUGACAACUCUCAAACUUGACCCUAAAACAGGAACCAAGAUAGAGCGCACUGUAGUCACAGGAUUUCACAGGCCCUAUCUGGUGGCAGCAUGUCUCACUACAGGCCUUAUGGCCGUGUCUGAAAGGGGCAACGAAACUGGACGGGCGGCAUGCAUAAGGGUGCUGGAACCUGGUUGGAACACCAUUCGUACCUUGGGUGUAUGUUCUGGCAUGGGACCUGUGCUUACCAGUCCUUGGGGUAUAUGCAUUGAUACAGAUGGAAAUGUUCUUGUGGCAGACUGGGGCAAACAGCAUCGUGUGUUGCUGUACCCUGCAGUUGGUGUGGGUUGGGAUAUUGUUAGUCAAGGCCUUAGCAGCCCCAGAGGACUUGCUUUGCUGCCUGAAGGUCACCUUGUGGUCUCAGAUAGCAUGAACCAUUGCAUUAAGAUUUACCGAUAUAAGUAAUGCUUGUACAGUGAUUUAAUUGCAGUUUAUUGUCUCGAGUUGUACAAACUUGCCGUAUUAACUAAGGUAUUGAAAAAAAUGAUAUAUUUAAAGCUAUAUUUGAA